Messenger RNA from Sorex fumeus (smoky shrew), 788 nucleotides. RefSeq names its product chromosome unknown C16orf54 homolog (gene CUNH16orf54). The transcript is spliced from 2 exons. The record is from RefSeq and is a predicted model, not a curated record. NCBI's taxonomy places the organism in Eukaryota, Metazoa, Chordata, Mammalia, Eulipotyphla, Soricidae. Bases 114 to 788 code for a protein of 224 amino acids.
CUGAGGAGCGCGGGCCGGAGCCGCUGCGGCAGGGCCUGGGCGGGGACAGCAGCGUGGACAGGCCUCGCUCAGGGGCCGCAGACAGCGAGAACGACCCAGAGCAGGGCUGUGAGAUGCCUGGCACUCCACAGCCGCCGUCUGGCCACAUGGAAGGGGCCCCCACGUCGGAGUCGACCCCGUGGCCCCCGCUGCCCUGCGGGCCCUGUAUCCCCAUCAUGCUGGCCCUGGCGAGCCUGGCCGCCCUCUUCCUCCUGAUGACAGCCGUGUUGGCCGAGCGCCUGUUCCGCCGUUCUCUGCGUGCAGCCCCCAGGGAGCUGGCGCCCACCCUGGUGUGGCGCCCCGGUGGAGAGCUGUGGAUCGAGCCCACCGGCACCGCCCGGCAGCGCUCUGAGGACUGGUAUGGCUCCGUGGUCCCCCUGCUGACCGAGAGGGCCCUGGACCCGCCUAGCCCCGGAGGUACCUUAGAGCUCAGAGCCACAGCGCCCCCGGACCCCUCAGCCCCACACCUCCUUCCCAGGCCCUCGGCCCCCCAGGUCCCACCCAAGGCCCCCAAUGGUAGCACCUUCUGGGGGCCCCCAGCCUGGAGGGCCAGGCCCCAUGGCCCCGGUCUGGUGAGCUGGACAGAGCCUGCCCCGCAGCCAGAGACCAGCACCCACGUGGGGAGCCCCCCGCCCUGGAGGCCGCGGCCAGGCAGCCCCGAGCCGGACUGGAGUCUCCAGCCCCGGGUCACCCAGGAGCAGAUCUCGGCUUUCUGGAGGCGUGAAGGCCGCACCAGCAUCGGGUUAUGA